Molecule: messenger RNA, 1096 nt
Organism: Acyrthosiphon pisum (pea aphid)
Lineage: Eukaryota; Metazoa; Arthropoda; Insecta; Hemiptera; Aphididae
Product: activating signal cointegrator 1 complex subunit 2-like
Exons: 5
Coding region: 133-897 (254 amino acids)
Molecular function (GO): ubiquitin binding
Source: RefSeq, a predicted model, not a curated record
AAACCAUUUAGAGACUCAACAAGAUAUGAUUAUUUAUUAAAAUCAUUUGAAUUAAUUAAUAAACCAUAUACUGAACUUAAACAAAAAGAAUUACAAGAACAACAGUUGGAGGCACAAACCAUUAGUACAAAUAUGGAGAACGCAAAAUUGCAGUCUCUUAUAAAUAAUGUAAAAGAUUUAUUGCCCCAUUUAGGAGAUGGAUUCAUCCAGAAAUGUUUAGAAUAUUAUGACAUGGAUUCUGAAAAAGUUCUAAAUAUGGUCUUGGAAAAUUGUCUCCCUUCAGAACUUACUCAGUAUGAUUUAAAUCUUCCUUUGAUGUCAGCGUAUGAGGAUAAUGCUACUGGUUUUGAUCCUUCAAUUAAAGGAAAUAAGAAACUUAAAAAAUUUAAAAAACUCUUGGACAAUAAAUCUUUCCGAAAUGAAAUGCGCCCAUUUUAUGAAAAAUAUUAUGACACUGAAGUUACAUGUGCUGAAUUCGAUUCAUAUUAUAAUGAUGAACAUGAUGAUACGUAUGAAAUUGAAUAUGUCAGACCAGAACCAGUAGAUGAAAAUACAAAGAGAAGACCAGAUGUUGUACCAAGGGUUUUAAUGGAGAAAAAAACUAUAACUGAAGUUGUAAAAGAAGAGUCUUCAGAUGAUGAACCUCAGAAAGUAUCGAAUUUUCAACCAUUCUGUGAAAAUCCUGAAGAAGUUCGAGAACGACAAGCUAGGAAAUUUGCUGCAAAGCAAUCAAAAAAAUCCAUUCGAAAUAACCCAAAAGUAGUUUCUUCGUCAGCUAAACCAUCUGGGUCAAAUGUCGAGUUGGAAAGGCAAAGGAAAAAUGAGAACAAAGCAUUCAGCGGGAACCAUAACAGAAGAAAUGCUGCUAGAAACAAACAACAAAAAGGAAUGUUUUAAUUCUUUCUAUUCCUCAGAUUUUCCUAUAAAAAUAGCGAUGUUUAUAUUAUAAGAUACAUUUUACCAAAUAAUGUAUACCUAUCCUUAUUUUUAAAGAUUUUUUUUUUAUUUAUUUAAUGUUCAUAAUUACUCCUUAAAUUUUAUUCUGAAACCUUUAUUUCUUAGAAAACUUCUAAUUAUAGAUACUUAAAAAGUAAAC